CGUCGCAGUUGUCACCGUCACGUCUGACGCAUCUCAUUCCGCUACUGGUUUGUUAUGACAGUUUGCACGUCAUGCUGUGUCGUGUUAGAGUUCGAUAGACGAGCUUGUUAGGGAUAAAAGUAGACACGAUUGUGAUCUCGAGAUUAUAAAGCUCGCAUAGAAUGACGGCACGUUACGUUGAUACACGUUGAGAUUUACGAAGCGACGCGCAGCAUGCUCGCCGAGGAUGAAAUUAUGGAGCAGAAUUGCCCGGAGAAGAAGACCAUUCGAUUCCGCAAUACUGGCAAGUCCAAAAGGCACGUCUCACCUAAUAAUAAACGAGUAGAGAAUGUCGAAUCUCCGCACUACAGGCAACAGUUCUCGGAGACGCAAGAUUUGGACAAGAAACAAGGUGUAUCAUUGAUGCAAUUUUUGAGGACAGAAUUAACAAGAGGUUAUCAGUUGGAACACGAUGAGGAGAGAUUCUCUGCCAGAAGGGAGAAGAUUUAUUCAUUCUUACAAAUACCUAAUGAAGUGGAAAAGUUUAUGGUUUAUGGUUUUCUUCAGUGUGCAGAUUCCUUUCUCUUUGUGUAUACAUUUUUACCAUUGAGAUUUGCAAUGGCUCUAUGGGCAGUGAUUACACGGCCUUUGCGACAUUGUUUGAGAAGUGGAAAGUUUCGUGCAAAAAACACAGGAAAGUAUUUAAGCCCAGCAGAAGUGUGUGAUUUGCUAAAAGGAGCUGUAGUAGUGGGUUGUUGGGCAGCCACCUGGAAAGUAGACACCUCUAUGAUGUAUCAUUUAGUUAAGAGUCAAUCGGUUAUAAAAUUGUAUAUAUUCUACAACAUGUUAGAAGUGGGAGAUCGUCUUUUCAGUGCUUUUGGUCAAGAUAUUAUAGAUGCUCUGCUUUGGACUGCCACAGAACCGCGCUCGCGUUCAUCCCGUACGCAACAUUUGGGUACACUGCCGCAUUUGCUAUUUGUUGUCGUCUAUGUGUUGUUGCAUAGUAUACUGGUAUUAUUUCAAGCUACAACGUUGAAUGUAGCAAUUAACAGCAGUAACAAGGCUCUCCUCACGAUCAUGAUGUCUAACAAUUUUGUAGAACUGAAGGGUUCAGUUUUCAAGAAAUUCGACAAGAACAACUUGUUCCAAUUAUCUUGUUCAGAUGUCAGGGAGAGGUUUCACUUGACCAUGCUGCUGCUUGCAGUGAGUUUGCAAACGAUGAAGGAGUACGCAUGGCACAGCGAUCGUCUUGCUGUUCUGCUGCCCGAUUGCGCGUUGGUGUUAUUCGCUGAAGUUCUCGUUGAUUGGGUGAAACACGCGUUCAUCACACGUUUCAACGAGUUGCGCUUCACUGUCUACCGAGACUACACGGUGAGUCUUGCGUAUGAUAUGGCGCAAACUCGCAAAGAGACCGCAUUCUCGGAUCCUUCGGACUUGGUCGCACGACGAAUGGGCUUCAUACCUCUUCCGUUGGGUGUGGCUAUGGCACGCGUCCUAUGCACAACUGUGACACCAUCCGCGAGACCAGCAAACCUGAUACUUCUGCUGUUGGCUUAUUUUAUACUGGUAGCUCUUCGCAUAUUGAACAGUAUAAUUAUCCUUGGUAGAGCGUGCGACUUGAUGUCGUCGCGCACGCAUGCCGAGAAGGGGGACGCGGAUUCGAAACCUCCGCAAUUAACGAAACGUGCUAACAGCGUCGACAUGAAGAAACCGAGUCUUGGCACGGCGAUCUUCUCGAACAGUGCUGUCAGCCUGAACAACGUCUGCUUGAACGAGGCGUUUCUCCAGGAAGAUGAGGCAACGACGGCAGCACAGAAAACUGAGAAGCUCGCGUGUAAUGUGAACGACCUUACCGUGACAAAAACUGUGCUAAGGACAGGAAGCGAGCCCCUCCUCCCACAAUGACGAAACUUAAUAGUACAAUUGAAACGUAACAGUUUUCUAUUUAUGAAUGUACAUAUUUUUUCUGUUGUACAUAUACACAUGUGCGUAUCGACGUUAUCUUACAAUAAUACUUACCAAUAAUGUUUCUAUGUACAUGUGUAUAUAAAGGGUUAAUAAAUUUGGUUACUAUUUAUUUGUAUA
Molecule: messenger RNA, 2064 nt
Organism: Odontomachus brunneus
Lineage: Eukaryota; Metazoa; Arthropoda; Insecta; Hymenoptera; Formicidae
Product: protein TAPT1 homolog
Exons: 7
Coding region: 214-1884 (556 amino acids)
Biological process (GO): maintenance of protein localization in endoplasmic reticulum; positive regulation of cilium assembly
Cellular component (GO): ciliary basal body; endoplasmic reticulum membrane
Source: RefSeq, a predicted model, not a curated record